GAUGUGGAGGAGGACCUGCUUGCAGGGAAUCCAUGUCCCUGACUUCACCCAUCUGGCGCGCUUGCCCGCAGGCCCUGUCUAGAAUACACUGAAUGGGCACUGACCCAGCUCCGGGAAAGCGAGGCGCCGCUGCCGGGGCCAUGGGCAACUUCCAACUGGAAGACUUUGUCGCGGGCUGGAUCGGAGGUGCAGCCAGCGUCAUCGUCGGCCACCCCCUGGACACAGUCAAGGCUCGCCUGCAGGCCGGCUCUGGCUAUGGGAGCACCCUCACCUGCAUCCGCACGGUGUACAGGAGGGAGAGUGUGUUUGGUUUCUUCAAGGGCAUGUCCUUCCCCCUUGCCAGCAUCGCCGUCUACAACUCGGUGGUGUUUGGGGUCUUCAGCAACACACAGAGGUUCCUCAGCCAACACCGGUGCCGGGAACCUGAGGCUGGCCCACCCCGCGUGCUGUCUGACCUGCUUCUGGCCAGCGUGGUGGCUGGCGUGGUCUCUGUUGGGCUGGGUGCGCCCGUGGACCUCAUCAAGAUCCGGCUGCAGAUGCAAACACAGCCAUUUCAGGAAGCCAACCUCAGUUUGAAGCCCAGAGUGGCAGCUCUUGGGGAACAGCCAGCCUACCAGGGGCCUGUGCACUGCUUUGCAACCAUCGUGCGGACAGAAGGCCUGGCGGGGCUGUACCGGGGAGCCAGCGCCAUGCUGCUGCGGGACGUUCCAGGCUACUGCCUCUACUUCAUCCCCUACGUGUUCCUGAGUGACUGGAUCACGCCCGAGGCCUGCGCAGGCCCCAGCCCCUGUGCUGUGUGGCUGGCGGGCGGAAUGGCGGGAGCAAUUUCCUGGGGGACAGCAACCCCUAUGGACGUCGUGAAGAGCCGACUGCAAGCUGAUGGGGUUUAUGUAAACAAAUACAGAGGUGUCCUGGACUGUAUCUCCCAGAGUUAUCAGAAAGAAGGUCUUAAAGUGUUUUUCAGAGGCAUCACAGUCAACGCCGUGCGGGGCUUCCCCAUGAGCGCAGCCAUGUUCCUUGGGUACGAACUCUCGCUGCAGGCGAUCCGUGGGGACCACGUGGUGACCAGCCCCUGAGCGCCAGGGCCAGCAUCACCUGACCAGGACCUCAUUCUGUGACAGCCGACGCUGAUGGUGGCGGUGUCUCCAGAGCCUGCAGUGGUGAAUUGACCGAAGAGAGAAAAGGCCUCUGCGCUCACCCUAAGCCAGCUGGGCUCACCUCGAAAUCCCUUCUUGCCCAGCAUUGAGCACAGGUGGGGCAGGCAUUCUCUGGGCCUUCUUUUCACGUGGAAAGCAAAACAGAACAAAGUGAACUCCUGAUCCACAGUCUGAUUUCCGUUAUGAUGUCAUUAAUCUAAAUUUGACUUCUCACUGGAACCACGUGGGGAGACCACUGCUUUUUUGCUAUUAUGUGUCCAUAACGUCACUCUCGCUUCUGUGCCCACCAGAGACUUCCCUCAUCAGUCCUGCAGCCCCUUCCUCCUAAAACGAAUGCAGCUUCUGAAUCCUCAACACGGUACCCUGGGGAGCUACCAUCAGCCAGCCUGAUGCGUCUGUUCCCAGCUAAACCCCAGUGGGGAAGGUAUCCUUAGAUUCUGAACCCCCCACCCUUUUUUCCCCCCUUGAAAAGGUCUUCCUUGAUUUCUCCACAGCUCCCCAUCCCCCUUAAGUGAUUAAGAGCAUGUCUCUGAAAAUCCAGUGCCAGGACAAACAGUGGCUCUGGCGCAGAGUCGAAAUGUUCAGUCUAGUCAGUUUAUCCUAUUACUGUAGCAAAGGGUUCCCUGCUUGAAAUAAAACCCUUAGUAUGG
Messenger RNA from Cervus elaphus (red deer), 1807 nucleotides. It is a transcript of the gene SLC25A48, whose product is annotated as solute carrier family 25 member 48. Gene Ontology annotation, molecular function: transmembrane transporter activity. The transcript is spliced from 8 exons. Gene Ontology annotation, biological process: transmembrane transport. Bases 93 to 1076 code for a protein of 327 amino acids. Lineage: Eukaryota; Metazoa; Chordata; Mammalia; Artiodactyla; Cervidae. Gene Ontology annotation, cellular component: mitochondrion. The record is from RefSeq and is a predicted model, not a curated record.